Molecule: messenger RNA, 2125 nt
Organism: Rhopalosiphum padi (bird cherry-oat aphid)
Lineage: Eukaryota; Metazoa; Arthropoda; Insecta; Hemiptera; Aphididae
Exons: 6
Coding region: 237-1919 (560 amino acids)
Source: RefSeq, a predicted model, not a curated record
GCAACCACCACCUGUAACGUGUCACCGCCACAGCCUUCGUCGUUGUCGUCGUCGCGCCGUCAUCGUCUUCGUCGUCGUCCCCUUUCGUUUUCUGACCACACACAAUCUUUCAUUCGACCUCGCACACACUGUCCGACUUAUAUACGCUACACCGGUGGUAGUGCAGGUGAUGAUCUGCGGCUGACCGAAAUCGUCCGUCGUCGAAUCCUGCCAAAGUGCACGCCGGCAUUCAAAAGAUGAGAGGGCGCGUCCCGUCCACGUUCGCCGUGCGCGUUUUUUACGUGAUGGCGUACACCGCGGUGGCUGUGCUGGGCGUCCGGGGCACCGACGACAGUCUACGGUCCGCGCUGGAAGCCAUUUCUGACAAAUUAGGAUCUACGUCCCCGCGGGUGGCGGCCGCAGUCUACUUGAACGCAGAUGACGGUCAACCAGAAGAUAUUGGCUACGGUUAUCAAAAAAAUUUAAGAAAUUAUGGAAAUAUAUUUGAACAAGGAGUACGAGUACCAAGCAAUAAGAAUUACGAAGAUGAAAUAGCUGAAAAGUUUCUUUACUAUUUAGCUAAUGAAAGUCCUCAGUACAAUCAAAAAUCGUGGAGUAAAAAGUCGAUAUUUCGCGAAAGAGAAGGCUCCGACACGCCGGACAAUUUACAACAAUUGAAAUAUGAUAGAUACGCGGCACCUUCUGCUUUUCGCGAACGGUACAAAACUAAUCCCAACAUAGUACAAGAUUAUAAAAACAAUAUGGAUAACCAAGGUGAUUAUUUGUACGCGUUAAAUACACUUAUAGACAAAUACAUAGAAGAAAAUGUACAAGGCAUGUCUGACGAAGAACUGGAGAGUUUUCUGAGAGCUCAAGAGGAAAAACGCAACAUACCGGAAGAAUAUCAAAAUGUUUACGAUAAUUAUUAUAAAAGGGCAAGCCCGAUGAAAAGGCAGUAUUUGUUUAUCCCCAGGGAUCAUACGAGAAGAAAUAAUAAGUAUCGAAGUAAAUGGGUAAAACCGAGAUUAAUGAAAAGGUCGAAGAAAAAUGUCGCGUUAAAUGAAUCGCACACAGACCCAAAAGUGGCCGCUGAGCUUAAUAAUAUUUUUCUGGGAUCAGAAUCAAACACAAACACCAACACCACAACAGAUAUAAAUAAUAGUGUUAAUCAAACAGCAAAACCAGGAGUGGAUGGUAGCAACUUAAAAAUAGAAUUGAAAAAAAAGUCCAUCGAUUGGAGUAAUUAUUUUGGAUAUGAUCGAAAGAAAAAAUCGAUCGAGAACAUACCAUCCGAAGAUACCAUUUUAAAUCAAUAUAUUCGUACUUAUGAGAAAGAAAAUGAAGCAAAUGAAGAGAACACUAUCAAUCUAAAAGAUGAAAAAUUAAUGUGGUUGGAAGAUACGCUAAUUAACAACGCACUGAAAUACACAGGAGCUAAUCAAGGAACCAAUGAUCCGGAAGAAAUAAACAACGUCAAAAAUCAAGUACUUGCAAAUUUGAAUCAAGCAUACUAUAUUGAAAAACUUAGAAAUGAAAAUAACGAGAUGCAAGAAAAACAAUAUGAAAAAGCAGAUUUAGUUAUACCUGCAGAAAAUAAUAGUCAACCUAUGAAUUCUAUAUUGGAUAUAGCAGAGUCAAACAAAGAAGCUGAUCGUAAUGAAUGUACUCAACUUCAACAAAUAACUCAGAACUGUUUAGAAUUGGGAGGGUCAGCUGGAGACUUAAUGUUGCCCGUAUGCUCGCUUUACCGUGUUUGUAGUAUUUGUGAAUCGGAACAAUCAGAAUGUGAAGAUAAAUUUAUACAAGGAUCUCACGAACUGUGCAGCAAAGCUCCAUUGUGUAGAUAUUUUUCACGUCGUAUAUUACAACUUAUGCAAGAACAACCACUACAAAUACAAUGUCAUAAGUGCAUGGUUAAUUUUUUACAGAACGAAGAUUAAUAGAUGAAUCUUUAAUUUGAUCAUAACAUUAAUUUAAAAAAGUGGGACGUUAUGCCUAUAAUAACAUAAUAUAAUUAUAUAUAUAUAUAUGUAUACCUAAGCUUAAAUCACAUUCAUUUAGAUGGUGCUAAUCUGUCUCAGAGUUACCAACUUUGUUUUCGCUGCUAUAUGCAAGUUAAAAUAAUAAAUAAGUAGUUUAUUCAAUA